Messenger RNA from Pyrenophora tritici-repentis Pt-1C-BFP, 1284 nucleotides. The record is from RefSeq and is a predicted model, not a curated record. NCBI's taxonomy places the organism in Eukaryota, Fungi, Ascomycota, Dothideomycetes, Pleosporales, Pleosporaceae.
AUGCACACUUUCGAAAGCAGCGAACGCGACUCGAUCACUAUUCCCAGCAAAGGAACUCUGAAUCUCUCACAUAAUACAUCGAAAAUAACUGUAAUGAACAACACCUUGUCUGAUUAUAUCUGCACGAGUAUGGAUGAUCAAAACGUGCUUCCCAAUAGUCCGCUCCAAGUCAACAUCUCCUCACAAAUUCUCGAUAUCAUCUUUGAGUAUGCUCUCAACAAAUUUGACGAUUCGGAAUAUCGAAUGGCAGCGGGAACAGCAAAGUUCCUAUCUAUCAUCGAUCAGUUUGUCUUGGCAGGAAAGCGAGUGGAGACUUGUUUGCCGGCGUUCCCAUUCAAGUCAGCCAACAAGGUCUACAAAGUACUUGGUCCCCUCCCAGACAAAGCCGAAGAACUGGCACUCGAGCGACUAAACUCCAUGUGCGCGAGAAUAGAACAGAUAUAUAAACCAGGUGCAAAGGUCACCAUUAUCUCUGACGGUAUCACAUACAAUGAUUGCGAGACUUGGAGAUACGGCGAGGCUUUACGAAGAAUGGCUGCAGACAAAAAGUUCAACCACCUUGGCUUUGCUCGUAUGCAAGACCUGCUCGACUUUCCGCUGCCUGACAAGUUACGGGAGAUCACCUAUGUUGCCAACUGUACGAACUUUAGGCGCCUACUUCUCAACAAGUAUGGAAAGCCUAAUAUGAACAUCGAUCAAGAAAUCAAAAGCAACCCGGAUACAAUGCUGACCUAUCUCGGCUACCGGAAGUUCCUUGAGUCAGACCUGAAAUACAUUUUCGCGCUCGGUGAGGAUCGCGGCAGCAACCAGUAUAAGAGGGAUGUGAAGUAUGUUGCAAAGGAAAUGCUGAUCAGAGGAUAUGCAUUUGCUGGUGCGAUUAAAGAUGCGUUUCCAAACCAUCUAAGACUGUCCAUACACGAAUCCAUCGGAGAACACAAGGUUUCGUUUAGCCUCCUGAACACCAACACAGGCUACACUACACCAUGGCAUUGUAGUGUCGCCCAACUUGCCGAUGUCAUGGGUGAGCGCACCUAUGGCGAGUUUCAGAAGGAUCCUCGUUUAGAUUGUGUACGAAGAAGGUCGGCAAGCUACUUCAAGGAAAAGUUCGACAUUACAGGCAAUUUCAGCAUCUGCAAACAAACUGCCGAUUAUUUGCAUACCCACAAGCGAUUCGACGGCAGGCUAAGUGGACAUUCAUCGCCCAGUAUGACAUCAGCAGGUAGCGGGCGCACAACCCCCAUCAAGGCCUCCGAACCUACGUCUGAUGGCUCAUCUAGAUCAUGA